AUUUGGAUAUAGCUAGCUAGUUAGCUUGCUAAUUAGUUAUCUACAGCUAGUGAUAUAUUCCUAAAGCAUCUGUGAGAUUUACCACAAGGAGGUUUGCAUGUGUGAUCUGAUGGAUCAUUUAUGAAGAAUUUGGCAUGUGUGCUAUUUAGACAAUUAGAAAAUUCACACACAAAGUAAGGGUGCAGUUUUGUUGUGCAUAUAGAACUUGUAUUUUGUUGUGUUUUAGUUAUAAUAUUUCUAUAAGACUUUUCAGCAUAUUACACACUACAGCUGGUUGUACAGCUUUAUUUUAUAUAGAAAUACUUAAUUGCACAUAUAUAUUGAGCACAUGUUGUUUGGGUAAGGAUUUUCUUGUCCUGCUCAUUUAUUUUUAACCUAAAACACUGGGCCCUAAUGUCUAAAGGUGUUUAUCAUAAGAAACUUUAUGAAUUUCUUCUGCAGUUUUGUUGUUAAAAGAUCACUUCCUUAUGUACACCGAUUAGCCAUAACAUUAAAACCACUGAUUGGUGACGUGAAUAACAUUGAUUAUCUUGUUACAAUGGCCCCUGUCAAGGGGUGGGAUAUAUUAGGCAAGAAGUGAACAGUCAGUUCUCGAAGUUGAUGAGUUGGAAGCAGGAAAAAUGGGCAAGCAUAAAGAUCUGAGCAGUUUUGCCAAGGGCCAAACUGUGAUGGCAAGACGACUUGGUCACACUGCAAGAAUGGUUCAGGAAUAGUUUGAGGAAUAUGACAAAGAGUUCAAGGUGUUGACUUGGCCUCCAAAUUCCCCAGUUAUCAAUCCGAUCGAGCAUCUGUGAGAUGUACUGGACAAACAAGUCCGAUCUAUGGAGGCCCCACCUCGCAACUUACAGGACUUAAAGGAUCUGCUGUUAAUGUCUUGGUGCCAGAUACCACAGCACACCUUCAGAGGUCUUGUAGAGUCCAUGUCUCGAUGGGUCCGAGCUGUUUUGGCUGCACAAGGUGGUUUUAAUGUUAUGGCUGAUUGGUUUAUAUCCCAAGUUAGGACCUGGUGUUUGUGAUUUGCUCUUGUCUCUAGGGCAUGCCAUGAGUUUUCUAAUGAUGAAUGCUGUUUCUGAAUUUAAGCCGUUGUUGUGAGUCUGUAGCUGGAGCUCAAGUACUAAUAGUUGCAACUGUUGAGCUCAAACUGAUGAUAGAACCCAGAAUAUUGUGAAAGGAGAGGCAAAGUGGGAUCUGUUCAGUACCUCUGAGCAGGGGCAGGUGGUAGAAAUCUGCUAGCAGGGAUAUGGUUUAGUUUUUGGCACCCACAUCAGAUUAUUUGCUGAUAACAUAUGUCUUAAAUAUUUCAUUUGAGCUGAUAUGUUUCAGCUCACCUCAAAGAUGCAUCCGAUGUCAUUAGCAGUGAUUCAGAAGGCACAGUCGUGCGUGUAAUGAAUGCGAAUGAGGUGGAUUGUUUAUUCAUUUACUUAUUUAAUCAACCUUUUUUCUCUCCCGCAAAUGCGUGUAGAGGAAAAACUAAAAGUAGACAAAGCACACAUUGUCCCAUCAAAGUACAAAACACACAAAAGGACAGAUGGCAAAACUGUAAAUUUAGUGUUUUUUGGGGGUUACUACUUUUCUGUUUCCCAUGUUUGGUUUUCAGAGAAAAUUUGAAAUCAGAAAAGUAUCUGCCUGUCUGCUUUUAAGUGUGUGUGUGUAAGUAAUAGUUUGCGCCACAUCAUAAUUAUUAUGCUAAUGGAUGAUACCUUGUGCUAUAAUGCAUUGCUCAACCAUAAUUGUUUAAUUGUUGAGCUAUUCAUAGAUAUUAUAUUUUGACCAGCAUUCACUGCCUAGGUAAUGAAAAUGAACAUAAUUUAAGGACAAUUCCAGCGGAAUAAUGUGUUCGGGUAUCCCUGGACAUCCGUUUGGCAUGUUCUUGGUUGACUUACAAAUUAACUUACAUCUAAGAAUGGAUGGAAUUAUUCGGUAUAGCUAAUGCAUUUUCUUAAUAUAACAUAUAACAGCUUAUAUACUCACCGUCCACUUUAAUAGGAACACAUGUACUCCUGUUCAUUGAUGCAGCUAUCUAAUCCUGGAAAAAGGCUAGGUGAUCUCCAAGUAUCCAGUUUGGGUGAGUAUGUGCCCAUGAUAGCCUUAGAUUCCUAUUCUUGGUUGACAGGAGUGGAACUCGGUGUAGUCUUGUGCUGUUGUAGCCCGCCCACCUCAUGGUUUGAUGUUUUGUGCAUGCUGAGAUGUUUUUCUGCUCACCAUGGUUGUAAAGAGUGAUUAUAUGAGUUGCAGUAACCUUCCUGCCAGCUCAAACCAAUCUGGCCAUUUUCCUCUGACCUCUCUGUUCAGCAAGGCUUUUCCACCCACAGAACUGUCAAUCACUGUGUUUUUGUUUUUUUUUGGGGGGGGGGGGGUUGUAUUUUUUUUGCACCGUUCUGUGCAAACUCUUGAGACUGAUGUGUGUGAAAAUCCCAGGAGAUCAGCAGUAUCUGAAAUACUCAAACCAGCCCAUCUGGCACCAACCACCAUGCCAUGGUUAAAGUCACAGAGAUCAAAUUUUUUUCCCCAUUCUGAUGAUCGAUGUGAACAUUAACUAAAGCUCUUGACCUGUAUCUGCAUGACUUUAUGCAUUGUGCUGCUGCCACAUGAUUGGCUGAUUAGAUAACUGCACAAAUGGGCAGGUGUACAUGAGUGUACACCUAUAGGUGAGUGUAUAUCUAUUUAUUUUUUUUUCUUUUAGUUGACUACAAGUACUUAAGGUAUGGUUGGUCUUUAUUUAUUUAUUUAUUUAUUUAUUUAUUUAUUUAAAAUUUCUUUUAAGAUUAGGUCUCAAGAUUAGGUCUCUGACACUUGAGUCUGACCCAUCUUCAGGAAGCUCUGCCCCCAGGAUCUUGGGUGGCCCAUAUUCUGUAGUGUCUAUAAAAUGACUGACAGAAGGGGCAUCCAAACACAAACAAGCAAUCCAAACAACAGGUUUUGUCAAGGACUUAAUAAUUAAAAAAAAAAUUAAAACAAAUUUUUGAAACUAUUAAAGAAUUGUGAAAAAUUGACUAUUACACCUUUAAGUUUAUCAUACAGUGAAGGAAAGCGAUUGGGGAAAAAUCUGACCAGGUGUUUGCUCCUCUACUGAUUAGGAACAUAUAUGCCCAAGAGCUCAUAUGUUCGAACAUAUUUCAUGUUUUAUCAAUGCUUUGUCACAGCUAAAGCCAACCCUCCUGCUGUGCAGAAUGGAUCCAACUGCCUCUGGAAUCUUCUGCAGCAGGAUGUUGAGCAUGGUCAACUCCGAGGACGUAAAUGCAAUCAUCCAGGCCCAGAGACACAUGCUGGACCGCUUCGAAAAGACCAACGAGAUGCUCAUUAAUUUUAAUGGCCUGUCCAAUGUGCGGUUGCAGCAGAUGAACGACCGCUUUCUUCUCCACACUCGCACUUUAAUUGAAAUGAAGAAGGACUUGGAUAGCGUUUUUCGCCGAAUAAGGACAUUAAAAGGCAAGAUUGCUAAGCAGUAUCCAAAUGCCUUUAGCAAUAUUCGGGAGGCUUCCAGUCUGGAGGAUGAUGACGAUGACUUUGACCCUGUCGGCCCCAGUGUAGCCACCACCACUGCCACGUCUGAACAGAGCACUGAAUCUUGUGACACGAGCCCUGACAUUAUCUCGCCAACCAUCAGCCGCUGUUCUGAGGAGCUUUCUCAGGAGAAUCCAGACACUCCAACCUCUAACAGCCCUGAGAGGGCAGUGCUGCUGGAUGAAGGCCCAGAUUCAGUCAUUAUCUAGAGAAUCUACAGAAUUUUUUGGACAUGUUGCUAAAAAUUUGGAAUAGCUUUGUGCUGUGCAUUUAUUAGCCAAAAUUUUCUGAUAUAACAGAUCAUUUCACACUGUCUACUAACAGGACGUGAAGGCUGCUGCUCUUGUGAUAUAAUGUUUGAAAUGUUUUGCCAUGUUACUUGUGGAAUUCAUUAAUUCUUCAUCAGGUCUUCUCAAGUCUAGUCAUGUUAACAUACUACUCCUAGACAUUAUCCAGAGCUAACAUAUGCUGUAUUUUUGUGUUUGCCAAAUGUGUUUUUAGUCAAAGCGUUCGGGUUUUUGAAGUAAAUUAAAGCUUUGUAAUUUUUUUUAGAAGAAAUUAGUAUUACAUAUACUAUACAUAUACUGUGAAAAAGUAUUUGUCCUGAUUUCGUCUGUUUUUGUGUACAUCUCAUACUAAAUAGUUUUAGAUCUUCAAACGAAAUACAACAUAAAACAAAGGCAACCUGAGUAAACACACAAUACAGUUCUUUUUUUAAAUUUAUUUUUAUUGAAGCUAAAAAAGUUAUCCAGCACCUAUCACCAAUGAAAAAUAGCUUUGUAACCCUUCCCAGACUGAUGUAUUUCAAUCACCUUCUUCCUCAUCAUUUGUGGAAUUUCUUUCAAAUUUGGCAUAGUGUGUUACUGGGUAAGACCUUUUAACCAACUUCAUGCUGUUGAAAAAGUUCUAUUUAAGUGUUGAUUUGAUUGAACAGGGUUUGCAGUAAUUAGGCCUGGUUGUGUCUAGUCCAGAAUUAGUAACUAUGGGGGCAAAUACAUUUUCACACAGGCCCAGUUGGUAUUGGAUAAAUUUUGCUUCAGUAAAUAACAUUAUCAUUUAAAAACUGUAUUUUGUGUUUAUUCAGGUUGCCUUUGUUUCAUAUUUUAUUUUCUGAAACAAUUUAGUAUGAGAUAUACAGAAGAAAUCAGGAUGGGCCAAAUACUUUUUCACAGCACUGUAUGGUAUGUUUUUUAUUAUUUCAAACUAACAGUUUCAUGUCAGAUUAAAGUAAUAUGCCUUGCCCUAUAAUGCUCCACAUUCUUUUAAUCUCUAGCUCAUGCUGGUUUGAUGCACAUGUGUUUUAAGUAUUGCUUCUUUAACUGAUGUAGAAUGUAUCCAUUUUUUUUAGCGUCUGUAAAAACUGGCCAGUUUGCAUCGUCUUGGUGAUAUUCAAGCUGGGCCAUUUAAAAUAAAUAUGACUAUGUGGAAAGACA
Molecule: messenger RNA, 4937 nt
Organism: Ictalurus furcatus (blue catfish)
Lineage: Eukaryota; Metazoa; Chordata; Actinopteri; Siluriformes; Ictaluridae
Gene: kxd1
Product: KxDL motif containing 1
Exons: 4
Coding region: 3102-3713 (203 amino acids)
Biological process (GO): lysosome localization
Cellular component (GO): BORC complex
Source: RefSeq, a predicted model, not a curated record